Molecule: messenger RNA, 3790 nt
Organism: Syzygium oleosum
Lineage: Eukaryota; Viridiplantae; Streptophyta; Magnoliopsida; Myrtales; Myrtaceae
Product: BAG family molecular chaperone regulator 6-like
Exons: 4
Coding region: 419-3790 (1123 amino acids)
Biological process (GO): protein folding
Cellular component (GO): plasmodesma
Molecular function (GO): protein-folding chaperone binding
Source: RefSeq, a predicted model, not a curated record
UCUUCGUUCUUCCUUCUUCCAUCGUCGUCGCUGGUUCCUUCCAUAUAAAGCAGAGGAGGUCUCUCGAAGCCGAGCAACCCGAAGCGCGACUUCGUAACUCGAUCUGAACUGCAAGAGAAAAAAGCUCGAAAAAGGAAAGAGAGAGAGAGAGGCAGAGAAAAACAACGAUCCGUCGUCGUCUGGGUGGGUGGACCGACCUGUGCCCGGUGGAUCUUCGCAACUUACGAUCAAGCCUUCAGUCUUCGUUUCCCGCUUUUUACGACUCCUUCUCAAGCUAAUAAAAAUUCGAUAUCGGUGACUUCCGAGUGAGAAAUGCAUAAAUUUCCACUCAAGAUGUCACCUGCUUAUGGAUACACGGAUUCUCAUCCCCGUCAGAGCUACAUAACGCCUUGCAGGCAACAUCAACAGGCAAUGCCAGAUGAGAUUCCACCUCAACUGGGGAUCAACCCGACCGUAUUUCCUGUUCCACGUGAGCCCUUGCCAUACCCUUAUGCCGGUAAUUGCAGCUAUCCUGCGCCAUGCCAUGCUUGCUAUAACCACACGGCAACUCCCAGCUACUAUCACAGACCACCCUACCCUCACUUUUUUCCAGCCACCACCGUUUCAUGGUUGGGGACCUUAUCCUGGGAAUGCCGAACCCUUUGCUAGUCAUUAUGAACUGCCCUACCCACCAGCUUAUCCAUUGGAACGACCAUAUGUGGUUCGACAACACCAUUGCUGUGGAUGCCCUAAUCAUGUAUGUGACCCAAAGAACGAAAAGGGUGUCAAGAUAGAAGAGCAGGUGCCACUAGAUUCAGACAAGAAGGGUGAGAAUUAUUCAGAGUCCUUGGUGCCAGCGAACUGGAGAAACUUUCCAUAUCCGAUUGUUUGGAUCCCACCUGAAAAUAACAGGAACAAAGAGCAGGGAAUCGAUGCCAAACCAAGGAUCAUAGAUCUUGAUACUGCUUCCCAGGAAAAGAAACCAGCUCUUUCAUCAUUGCAGAAGGAACCUGGGUGGAAUAGUUGGUUUCCUCUCUUCAUGGGUGACCAUGACCAUUCAAAACCAGGAGGAGAAAAGAAAAGAUCUCAUAAUCAGCAUGUGCGCGACAACGAAAGUAGCUAUCCAUUUCCUGUCAUCUGGAUUCCUUCUUUUGAUAAACAAGAGGAGGCAGGGGCUGAGAAGGACCAACAAGCCAAUACACGGGAAUCUCCUGAAUCCAAUUUCACGGUAUUCCCGAUGCAGAUUCAUAACAAUCAUAAUAAAACUUCAGAUGGAGGACCGCAAGAAAACUAUGAAAAUGAUGUUGGGUCACACCAUCAGGAUGCGGAGAAGAACAUUCAUGUGAAAGACAUAGAACCUUGUGUGGGCAAGAAUAACUCGCGAGACUCUCAAGAAGCAGCAGCAAAUGCCUUGAAAAAAAGAGCUAUAGAUACCCUCGUUGAUAGAGUCCCUGGAUCUGAUGCCAGAAAGUCAUCAUCAUCCCCGACGAAAACAUCAAAGUUGCCCCCAGUUUGUCUGAGAGUUGAUCCCUCGCCGAGGAAGAAAGGCCGCAAUGGUAGUUCAAGAUCUCCUAGUCCUCCAAGUUCUGAAACAAAAUCUCGCAGUUCAAGUGAUGCAUCUUCUACAGACAGUAACGAACAAAAGUCACGCGCCCAAAGCAUAAACAGAACUUCAGAGGAGCACCCGAAAAGGAAAGAAGUGAAAGUCAUUGAGGUGAAGGAGGAAACUCCUAGUCCUAGCAACAACAAUAACGGAGACUUACAAAGCAGUUUGCAGGUUGAAUAUCCAGAAAAGAUUAAAGAGAACAAAGACCACAGUGAGAUGGAGGAGGUUUGUGAAAUUAAAGAGGACGAGGGAGCUACAAUUGCAGGUGAUGAAAUCACCGAAAAAAGAUGUAAGGAGUUGGAAGCCUCAAGAACUCUAUCUGAUGAAGAAGCUGCUAUGCGCAUUCAGUCUGCCUAUCGCGGUUUCCAAGUGAGGAAAUGGGAGACCCUGAAGAAACUAAAGCAAAUGGCGAAGGUUCGUGAUGAGGUGACUAAGGUAAGGAAGAGUAUCGAGCAGCUAGCAUCUUCAUAUGACACUUUGCCUGAUCAAGGGAAACUUGACAGGCAGAAAGUACUCAUUGGAGAAUCUAUAAUGAAUCUUCUUCUACGACUUGAUACAAUUCAGGGAUUACAUCCUAAUUUGCGAGAUAUUCGAAAAUCAUUGGCGAGGGAGCUAGUUACUUUGCUGGAGAAACUCGAUUCUUUGACAAUGAAGUGCCUGGAGGAAUCUGUUGAUAACUCUGAUACUGCAAGGAAUGAUGAAUGUACGGUCAGCAAGAAAGAACACCAUGAGGAAGCAAAGAGACAGUUUGAAGAGAGCCUUUCAGUUAGUGAGAACAUUGGCGGUCAAAUUAAAUCAGACGAACUGCAACUUCUCAAGGCUGGAAAUUCGGUAUCUGAACCCUCAGAGAAUGCAUGCUCGGGUAUCAUUGAUGGUCAGACACAAGUGGCAGUCAAGGAUUUGAAAAGGGAAACAUCAGCAUCCUUGGAUGUGGAGUCGCAACAAGCUGCCUUGCAGCAUUGUCCUGUACAGGACUUCAGACAUCUAAACGAAAUUGAUGAUGGCGAACCAUCUGUGGUCAACAUUAUAAAGCCUAUAGAGACUAAUCCGGAGCAUCCUUCUGGAGGAAAGUAUGAGAGACUAGAGGUGGCCACGGUGGAGAAAAGUAUCUAUGAUUCUAUGGUUGAAGAUGAGAUUAGGCUGGCAUCCGAUUCAGGAGAUGGAAGCAGCACAAAGAUGGAGUUUAUGAUCAAAGAUCAAGGAACUUCUGCUCUGCAACCGUUGCCACAAGCAGAUGAGGAGAAAGUAGCCAUGGCGUCGGACAGUGCGGGAGUGGAGCCGGAUACUUUUACUGGCCCAACCCUGUGCACUGGAGAUGAUGACUUGAUAUCUCAUGGAAGAGAACCUGAAGUGGAAGCAACAAGCAAGAUUCAUAUUGCAGAAGAAGAUGUUGCGGAUUCUGUGCUUAGCAUGCAUGAUAAGUUUGGCAAAGUAGAUUCUGUGCUCAAUGGACAUGAUAAGUGCGAUGAAGGUAGCGAUGCUGUUACUUCUCCAGAAAAUUUUGGCAAACUGACCAUUGAGACGCAGCAGCUGGAAGUGCCCAAAGCAUUGACUUCAGAUUCGGAAGUAGUUGACAAUGUGCAUCUAGAGCAACUGGUUGCACCAGGACCAGAUGAUUUGUCACCUGCUGGCUCUCUAAAGAGUGAGGAUUCUUCUCAGGAUGCAUCCAUUGGAGCGGAACGUGGCCAGAGACAUGAAGAGGGUAUCAGCGAUGAAACUCUUUUGCCUCCUCGACCAGAAGAAGCUCAGCUAGGGAUGUUAGGACCCGCAGAGAAGGAAGAAUUGAUUGCAGCAAAUGUGAAGGAUAUCGACCUGACAACACAUGUUGGAGAGCAAGUGGAUGAACAAGGAGAUAAUCGCGAGGAGGAGGUGGUUGUUGCUCUGGAAAAAUCUAUCUCAGAUGAAGGUGCUGAGCAAGUCGGGCAGUCACUGCUUAGUCUCGAUGAUUUAAAUGGGAGCAGGCCUGUGGAGGAGAUGGACGGCAAUCAGAAACUAAUCAAAGAGAACGAGAAACUGAGGGAGAUGAUGGAGAAACUGAUGGAAGCGGGGAAAGAGCAGUUGAACUUGAUAUGUGAAUUGACUGGAAGAGGGAAGGAUUUGGAGAGGAGACUGGCCAGGAAUAAGAGGGUGAAAUCAAGGUGCAGAACGGUGGCGGCAAAGCCUCGAUCUGUGCAUGCCAAGUCGUGCGCGGAUUCUAUGAAUUGA